GCACCCAUAGAUGGCAGCCUAACUGUAAUCUGUGUAACCGCUUCUGUUUUUUGUCCUUUCUGGCCACCGUACAACCGGAUUUUUGUUUUUGGUGAUGUACUAGCUAAAGUGCGUAUAGCGUGGAAGAGGUGCAUUAAAUCCACAUGAAAUAAUUAGAAUAUACAUUUUUAAACUAUUAACAAGCAUGUCAGACAAAGGAGAGGUGGAUUUGACCGGGGCAAAACAGAACACGGGUGUAUGGCUGGUCAAAGUCCCAAAGUAUUUGUCACAGCAAUGGACCAAAGCAACAGGGAGAGGUGAAGUUGGAAAGCUCCGAAUUUGCAAGAAUCAAGGCAAAGCGGAGGUGUCCUUCACACUCAAUGAGGAGCUGACCACCAUAGACGCCAUUGGGGAGAAGCCCUCUAUGGUACGAGCCCCUAGAGAGCAUCCAUUCACUCUUCAGACUGUCGGUGGACAGACUCUAGCUGUUUUUACUGAGAACUCUUCAGGGCAGUCAGAUGCCGAGGCCAGCGGUUCAGGUACAGGUACAGGCCCAGAUAAAAUUGCACUGGAAGGACUGGUGGUGCAGAGAGCUGAAUGCAGACCAGCCGCCAGUGAAAACUACAUGAGGCUGAAGAAACUGCAGAUCGAGGAGUUAUCUAAACCGCUCAGGUUUUCUCAACAGCUCGACAAACCCAUUACCACCAACUACAAGCCUGUGGCUAAUCACGCCUAUAAUCUGGACUAUGAAAAGAGGAAGAAAGAAGAAGGGAAGAGGGCACGUGCAGAUAAACAGCAGGUGCUGGACAUGCUGUUCUCCGCCUUUGAAAAGCAUCAGUAUUAUAACAUUAAGGAUCUGGUGGACAUCACGAAACAGCCUGUGAUUUAUUUGAAGGAGAUUCUACGGGACAUUGGCAUAUACAAUGUCAAAGGCACCCACAAGAACACCUGGGAGCUCAAACCGGAGUACAGACACUACCAGAAUGAAGAGAAGAGCGACUGAUUAUUUUCACUCUCGGACUCUUUGUGGUUAUGAAAGUCUGAAAAACAAACUUCCCCAGAAAGUUCAAAAUGUUAUUUCUGGAUCAUUUUAAGGGUGAUUCAUUAGUUUUUAAAGGUGUAUCAGAAACCUAUGUGGCAGUUUACAAUGCUAAGCAGUUUUAUUAUGCUUGUUAUAUUGAGGAAUCCCCAUAAGAAACUAGUAAUAGAAUUUUAUAGUUCAGCUCUUCUGUCAUCAGACUGAGAUGAAAAGAACUUCCAAUCCUCAUCACUUGUUGUGUGUAUAAGACGUUGACGUU
Messenger RNA from Megalobrama amblycephala (Wuchang bream), 1277 nucleotides. RefSeq names its product general transcription factor IIF, polypeptide 2a (gene gtf2f2a). Gene Ontology annotation, cellular component: transcription factor TFIIF complex. Gene Ontology annotation, biological process: transcription by RNA polymerase II; transcription initiation at RNA polymerase II promoter. The record is from RefSeq and is a predicted model, not a curated record. Bases 185 to 982 code for a protein of 265 amino acids. Lineage: Eukaryota; Metazoa; Chordata; Actinopteri; Cypriniformes; Xenocyprididae. The transcript is spliced from 9 exons.